Messenger RNA from Rotaria sp. Silwood2, 1056 nucleotides. Lineage: Eukaryota; Metazoa; Rotifera; Eurotatoria; Philodinida; Philodinidae. The record is from the annotation of a GenBank genome assembly.
AUGCAGCCAAAUCCAAAUCGUACUAAUCGAUUAGCUUUAGACAAUACUACUCAUUUAAACUCGUAUGAUCCAUCAGCACCAUAUCGUGCAAUGAUGAUGCCACCACCUCCUCCAGUCAACUCUAAUAUGCCUCCUACACUUAACCCGAAUAUUCCAGCUAGCAAUCCAUAUUAUUCGAAUCCUAAUCUAUCACAAAAUGUUCCUCCUAUGACUCAAGAUCCAAGAAAUGCUAAUCUCACACGUAUACCACGAUAUUAUUAUCCACGUUAUGAUGGUGCCUACGACACUUAUGUUCUUGAAAUGAGAGAAACGGAACCUUAUGCACAGCCACCGGAUAAUCCCCAAUUAAUUCAAAAUGAGUAUGUUCCUUAUUCUCAACCAGGUCCAUUGCCAGUCGAUCCAUAUGCUUCGGGUCCAUAUUAUUCUUAUUCUACACCAUAUGUUGUUCCAUCAACAAGUAAUGUUCCUUAUGAAAAUCCUGAUCGAUAUAGACAAGUACGAUCAAAUUCUGAUUUAAUAACUUCACAUAAAAAAGAUGGUGAUUUAAGUCGUCUUGAAGUAUAUCAUUUUACUCCUAAGCAGAAUACAACAUUAUCAAGUGGAGUAAAUGCUGUACCACCAGUAAUACAAUAUCAUGUUUAUCCAUAUCCGCCAGCAGCAGGACCACAAUCACAAUCAAUACCAGCUAAUCAACAACCAUCUUACUACUAUCCACAGCAAGAUCAUCAAUCGGAUGUUCCUCAUCAUUUAUCAGAUCAAUUUCAAGGACAGAUACCUACUUCAGAAACAAAAGCACGUAGCUCUCAAACUGAUCAGCCUAUCACAAAGACUCGUGGAGUUUCUCCAAUAUAUUUUUCUGGUGAAGCAUCUAUUAAUGAUGAUGAUGGUUAUCCAACUAUACAUAAAAAAGAAGUUCAUACUGAUCGAUAUAAUAUUAAAACAGGAAGAUUAAAUCGACGAUUUUAUGACAAUCAUAGUUCAUCUGCUUUGCCUGAUUGUCGUUGUUUAGAUUGUCAACGAGAGAGAUCAAAAGUACUUAACUAUUAUCCUGAUUAA